Molecule: messenger RNA, 1810 nt
Organism: Carassius auratus (goldfish)
Lineage: Eukaryota; Metazoa; Chordata; Actinopteri; Cypriniformes; Cyprinidae
Gene: gje1a
Product: gap junction protein epsilon 1a
Exons: 3
Coding region: 297-911 (204 amino acids)
Biological process (GO): cell-cell signaling
Cellular component (GO): connexin complex
Molecular function (GO): gap junction channel activity
Source: RefSeq, a predicted model, not a curated record
UAUAUGAAUCAUCACUCUGAUGGACAGCUAUGCUUGCGUGUGCAUCACGUGCGCAAUGACCGUUUGACCGCCAGACCCCAGCACUCUUAUUUCGGUAAUUAGCAUCUCUGUGGUCAUGAUGUAUUCUUUGCUACGUUUCAUUGAUGACUUGCUUGUCUGUUUGCUCUUUGGUUUAUGAGUCGAAAAAGCUUGCCGUCAGAAAGGCGCCCCCAACAUGCGGCUUUUCCAGCAGGUCUGUCUUUCCCUCGGGACGCAGUGACAUGAGAGCAGGACCUCGGUUCUGAUUAAGAAGGGGGAUGAACAGCUCUCCGCCUGGAUUACGGUUGCUCAGGCCUCCGACAGUGAUAGGCCAGUUUCACACACUGUUUUUUGGGUCAGUGCGUACAUUUUUCCUUGGAGUCCUUGGAUUCACCGUCUAUGGCAAUGAGGCCCUCCACUUCAGCUGUGAUCCAGACAAAAGGGAAAUAAACCUUUACUGUUACAACCAGUUCAGGCCUAUAACACCUCAGGUAUUCUGGGCGUUGCAGCUAGUCACUGUCUUGGUACCUGGAGCUGUGUUUCAUCUUUAUGCUGCCUGUAAAAAUAUAGACCAGGAAGAGAUCCUUGAGCGGCUAGUGUCCACAGUUUUCUACAUCAUCUCUGUCCUGUUGAGAAUAAUUCUGGAAGCCUUAGCAUUUUGGCUUCAGAGCCACCUUUUUGGGUUCCUGGUUGAUCCUAUUUAUAUGUGCGAUGUCAGUGCCCUUGCAAAGAUCUUCAACAUCUCGAAGUGUAUGGUCCCUGGACACUUUGAGAAGACUAUCUUCCUCAGUGCGAUGUACACCUUCACCAUCAUCACCAUCCUCCUCUGUAUCGCUGAGAUUUUUGAGAUUCUGUUCCGAAGACUGGGUUAUUUAAACCAGCCAGUGACUUGAGAAUUUAGAAAGUGUUUUGAGUGAUGCUUUAGCUGGCUCUCUGAAUGACAGACAGGACAUAAACCCACAAACCCACAUACCUCUGCAUGUUCUGGUGGUAGACACAGAAAUACAUGCUUUUUUUAAAACAAGACAACGUAUUAUUCCUUUUCUGGAAUAAUCAAAACAAAAUGAGCCUAAUUAAUGACAAGGGACUCAUUAAUCUUUUUAGAUUUUCAGAUUUCUUUUUAAACCUACAAAACACCUCCCCAGCAGGAGACACUCCUUUUUUUUUACUUGUGUAAUCUAAUCCAAACCCCACAUAAAUAUUUGGUAGGUAAUUAUUAUCGUUGCAAUAAUAUUUUCAGAAUUCAAUAUUGAAGUACUACACAAAUUGCAAGCAUCAGUUUAUAAAAACAUUAUUGAAAGCUCCAUGGUAUCUAAUUAGAAUCAUGCACAUAGAUAGAAUAUUCAUCAUGCUGCUGGUUUCCAUAUCUUGUGUUUGUAGUAUCUGUAUGUUUUUAUCAGGCAUCCAUCCAACUUUUGUUAUUAUUCUCAGCUAAGUGUUUCAUCUCAGGUACAAAUGGCAUACUCUGAUCUCUUUGUGUCAGCGGGUAACUAUUUAUUACAAGAAUACUAUUUAUGCAUAAAUGAAGCAUCUGAGGAGAUCUGGCAGCAGGUCUGGCCUGCACAUCUUCCCACUGUUGCCUUCCCACUGUUCAACACCACAGCUGUUUGAGUAAUAGCUUUUGUACUGUGUGUAGAGUUGAUCAUUUAUAUUGGUUUUUUGAUCAAUGUCUGUGGGAUUUAUGAUAUGAUUAUGCAUGAAAAUCUUUAUAUAGAUAUAACAAUUGGUGCAUAUUUUAUGACUGCCAUAAUGUAUUAUCAGUCUAGGUCAGAAUAAACAGAACUGCUUGUGA